CUCUGUAAAAUAAUAAAAAUCAGUUCGAUCAUUAAGUUCACUCGUGGUUGUUACUGAAGUUAUAGAGUAUACUAAGAAAGAGAUAUGGCGAGCAACUCGAACACAACAGACUUCGAUUCAGUGCAAGCAUUAAAUAUUCUUGCUGUUAAAGCAAAUUACAGUGAUAGAAGCUUUAUGGAAAUUAUUCGUGACUUUCCCACGAUAUACGACAAGCGAACAAACGGUUUUCAUGACAAACGAAAGAAAGCUAACUGCUGGCGACGAAUAGCUGAAUUGCUUGAAACUACAACAGAAGAAGUGGAAAGGAGAUACAAGACUAUUCAUCUCACUUGUAAAAGGCUGGCUGCCCCGUCUUCUUUAAUAAUUUCUUCAAAGCAAAGACAUCACGUAUUUGGUUGCGUCGUCCUUAAUCUCUCAAAAUUUGUUAAGAAAAUUCAGAAACAGUUCAGUCAUGGCGGGGUCAGAGAUACCAUGGAUAGAGGGAGUGGCAAAUAAAGGUAAAGAACUUAUUUUCCCUGGAAGACACGUGCAACAACACGAGUGGAAGCCAGAAUGGAAUCGUGAAUUUCGUAAACACUAUGACUACAUCUCAGAUUACGAAUGUCCUUUUCUUUACUCAAAAGAAAGACACGAGCCAAUUCUCAGCCAGACAAAAAAAGAAAAUUUGCGGGCUGCUAAACAGCAAAGAGAUCCAAUCCUAAUCGACACUCUGGUUCAUCGCACACCAUUUCCUAACAUGAAUAGAAUAAUUUCAGAUAAAGGCUUUAAAGGCGGCAAGAAAAAGAUCAAUAAGAGGCAAAAAGCUUAUUUGUCUUGGUGGAGUCCACGUGUCAGCAAUGAUGUCUGCAAAAAUCUGCAAGAUCAAAUGCAAACGUUUUUCUCGCAAUUUGCCGAUGAUAAAAUCAACAGCAUAAAUGAUAUUACAGAGCAGUUUGGAGAAUCCGAUGCGUUUUAUUUUGGUCGUUAUCGCGGUCAAGGGCAUGAAUGUGAGUAUUAUUUUGAAUACUCAAUCGACGAGCUGCUUAAAUCUUAUCAAGACCAUAUUGGCGAUGAGAAGAUGGAAUUUAGAAUACUGGGAACUUUUGCAUACCUUGUCAAAGUAGAGUACAACGUUCUCGUUUGCAGUGAAAGCGCUGGGAAAGAUGAAUUUGCUGAAUACCCGCUCGUACCGGAAGAGAACAAUGUCGU
Xenia sp. Carnegie-2017 is the source of this 1188-nucleotide messenger RNA. RefSeq lists its product as uncharacterized. The record is from RefSeq and is a predicted model, not a curated record. The transcript has 3 exons. Bases 85 to 495 code for a protein of 136 amino acids. NCBI's taxonomy places the organism in Eukaryota, Metazoa, Cnidaria, Anthozoa, Malacalcyonacea, Xeniidae.